Staurois parvus is the source of this 407-nucleotide messenger RNA. The record is from the annotation of a GenBank genome assembly. Lineage: Eukaryota; Metazoa; Chordata; Amphibia; Anura; Ranidae.
AUGGGGCCCCCGGGCAAUAAGAAAUCACGGGGCCCCUGUGUCCUUGUCCACACUCAAACCACACCCAAAAAAAAAAAGCCUAUGAAAGGUACCAGUGGCAUCUGAUGGGGCCCCCUACUGACCCUGGGCCCUCGGGCCUAAAUGAGAUUUUAGUGACUCGAGCUACAUUGGGAACAAUGGUGUCACUCAGGGGCGGACUGACAACUCAUGGGGCCCCACAGGCAAUAGGGGAUCAUGGGGCCACUGUGUCUUUGCCCAAACUCAAAAAAGCCUAUGAAAAAGGUACCAGGGGCAUCUCAUGGGGCCCCCUACUGACCCCAGGCCCCCAGGCCCGAGUUUCCAAAUGGUCAGUCCGCCCCUGGUGUCACUCCAGCUGUACGGUGUUUGUGCGAAUGACAACAUUCACA